CAGAAGCACCGGGUGGUCAUCCGACAUAUGUCAUUGUAUAAUCAUAGACGUUAUAUAUUUAACAAAACGAUUUACACCUAAGUUCCUACAGACACUAAAAGUUCACAUUUUGAUGAAAGUUGUUAGUCUGGUCAUGGUUUGAAAACGAAAAACUUUUACACAUAUCAACUUCUAUCAUGGAUAAUUUUUUGAAAAUUUCCAUCUUACUUCUGGCUAUAAUACAAGUCCUAUUUCUAAACGCAGCACACGCCCAACUCCUUAACACGCUAAAAUCAAAGAUUGAUAUCUUCGAUGUGUCAAACACCACGUCGCAAAAAACUACGAUUUCCUCCGCUGGCCCAGACGUCACCAAGGCAAAAAACCUUGUCUGGCUAACCGGAGCAUCUUACUGUUUCGAUUUGUCGAAAUGGUCAUGUCCUUAUUGCAAGAAAGCCAAGGGUCUUGGUUAUGAAUAUGCCGCCAACUUUUCUAACCCCAAAACUAAUACUUUCGGAAUUAUAACUGUGAACAAGGCGAAAAAGGAAAUUGUUGUAACAAUUCGUGGAACAUUCAAUGUUGCAAAUGUACUAGAAGAUCUUGUUCUAACUCAGGUGAGCCUUGGUAGUGGGAGUGGUGCAAAAAAAUCUUCAGAGAAAAAGAAAAAACUCAAGAAUAAAAUUAAGUCGGCUUUAUCCGGUGGAUCAUCGUCAGACAUAAAAGUUCACAAAGGAUUCUUAACGGCCACAAAGUCGUUGUAUCCACAAAUCGUGAAGGUGUUGGGGGCAUUAUUAAAGAAGAAUAAAGGUUACAGUGUCAUAUUGUCAGGUCACAGUCUCGGAGCCGCAAUAGCGUCAAUCGCCUUGUACAUGUUACAACAAAAAAUUAACCUCCCUUCCAAUUUUCCAACCCCUACUUCCUACGCCUACUUUGGAUAUGGGGAGCCACGCGUUGGGAAUAAAGCGUACGCAGACUACUUUAAUAGCCAGAAGAAAGUGCAAAUAACGAGGAUUGUGAAUAAAGCGGAUCCAAUUUGUCAUUUGGCCACGGCCCUUCAGGGCUAUGUUCAUCACGGAACAGAACAUUGGAUAAAGCCCAUCACUGGAGAAAAGUCUUGUUCCAAGAAAGUUUAUGAAGACUCAACCUGCAGCAAUUCCUUGGGGCCUCUGUACAACCCACUUGAUCAUCUCCAAUAUUGGGAUGUUGCCUAUUUGAGCUGUGGGUUGAAAGACCCGAUUCAAUUACUUUCACAAUUUGUUGUCCCCUUGUCGACUGGAUAAGAUAAAAACGAUGGUUGGCAUAAUAAUUUUGAAUUUGAGCACUACUUCCAAUUUGGAAAUUGGUUAUGAUUUUCAGAAUUUCGAGAUGAAGUUUCAUUUAGAGUUUAUUCUGUAGUUGAAUAUGUAUUAAUAUGUAUUACUUGUUAAAUAGUUUCAGUUCCAUCGGUUACAUUAAAUCGUUACAAAAUUAAA
Folsomia candida is the source of this 1448-nucleotide messenger RNA. Its product is annotated as lipase. Gene Ontology annotation, biological process: lipid metabolic process. The transcript is spliced from 4 exons. Bases 177 to 1256 code for a protein of 359 amino acids. Lineage: Eukaryota; Metazoa; Arthropoda; Collembola; Entomobryomorpha; Isotomidae. The record is from RefSeq and is a predicted model, not a curated record.